This is a messenger RNA of Chenopodium quinoa (quinoa), 1710 nucleotides long. RefSeq lists its product as uncharacterized. Bases 1 to 1710 code for a protein of 569 amino acids. Lineage: Eukaryota; Viridiplantae; Streptophyta; Magnoliopsida; Caryophyllales; Amaranthaceae. The transcript is spliced from 3 exons. The record is from RefSeq and is a predicted model, not a curated record.
AUGGCGAGGCAAGAGAAUGAUAUUUUGUUUCAUGAGUUCGGUAAUCCGGAGGAUUAUGAGCUCACCGGUGGGAUCUUGCUACCCGUCACGGAAACCAACUUCACCAUUCAUCCUCAAUACACUAGAAUGGUUCAAACGAAGCAAUUUUUGGGUUCUCCAAGUGAAGAUCCUAUUGAGCACCUUGAUAGAUUCCUCGAGCUUUGUGCCAUGAUAAAAACCAAUCAAGUUUCUCAAGAAUACAUCCGCAUGCAUCUAUUUCGACAAUCUCUUGCGGGUAGAGCAAAGAAGUGGCUCAAGCAAGUCAAGCCUAAUUCUCUCACAACAUGGAAGGAGAUAGUCAAGGCAUUCUUAAAGAGAUUCAUUUCCGAAGAAAAGACCGCCGAGAUGAGAAGGAAGAUUGCAUCGUUUGAACAAGAAGCGGAUGAGAGUUGGUUUAAAGAGUUGGUUCAAGCAUGUCCUCAUCAUGAAUACAAUCAAAGCUUGCUCAUGAGGUUCUUCUACGAUGGUUUGGAACCUAUGUCUAGAGCUAACUUGGAUGCGGGGGCGGGUGGACAAUUGAUUAAAGUCCCUCAAAAUCAAGUUGAAGCAACAAUUAAAGAGGUAGUGAAGAACUACUCUUGGGGUGGUAGAAGGAGGAAUGCACCAAAGAAGGGUGGAAAGUAUGAAUUAGUGAAGGUUGAUCAAUUGCAACAUCAAAUCGAACUCUUGACAAAAGGGCUUGCAAAGUUAAACACGAAUGUCAUUAGUGGGGAAAGCUCCUCCCAAGUCAAUUCCUUCUCUUGUCAAAAUUGUGGUGGCACAAACCACGAUACAUCUUAUUUUGGAGGUUUGAGCCCGGAGCAUGUAGCGGCAUACAACACAAGUGAGGCUAGAAAUCUUGAUGGACCGGUUCCCUUUCCCAGUCGACUUGCAGAGAGAAAAUUGAAUGACAAAUUUGCAAAGUUCCUAAGUGUGAUGAAGAACUUGCACAUAAACCUCCCUUUCAUUGAAAUUGUCACACAAAUGCCUUCAUACUCUAAGUUCUUGAAAGACAUUCUCACCAACAAGAGGAAUCUUAAUGAUGAGCUUAUCACUCUCCCCCAUCAAGUGAGUGCACUUGUUCAACAUAAGAUGCCCAAGAAGCAAAAAGAUCCGGGAAGUUUCACUUUGCCGGUAAAGAUUGGGAACAUGGAAGCUAGGGGCGCCUUAGCCGAUCUUGGAGCGAGUGUUAGUUUGAUCCCUCUAUCAAUUGCUCAAAAGCUUAAUAUUGAGAUGAUCCCCACAAGGAAAACCAUUCAAUUAGCUGACCGUUCGGUGAAGCUACCUUGUGGUGUGCUUGAAGAUGUCCCUAUUCAAGUUGGGCAUAUCUAUGUGCCUUGUAAUUUUGUAGUGAUGGAUAUGGAGGAGGAUGUGGAUACUCCCUUGAUUUUGGGCCGUGAAGCUCUUAAGACCUUGGGGGCGGUAAUCAAUUGCAAAAACAACACCAUUACAUAUCGCUUGGGAAGGGUUGUGAUGAUCCCUCAAGAUCCAAUGGUUGAAGCUCUUACAUGCAAAGAAGAGUAUCACUCUCAAGAAGCAAAAGAGUUUGUCAUGGCCAUUGAAGAAGCCAAAAAGGAGGAAGAGGACGAUCCUAGGGAUGAUGACCUCGAACUAGCGGAGGAAAAAUUGGAAGAGAGUUCCAAGCCUCCUCCCAAGGUAGAACUCAAACCCCUUCCCCCAUCUUUGAAAUAA